Ilyonectria robusta is the source of this 1182-nucleotide messenger RNA. RefSeq lists its product as uncharacterized. Bases 1 to 1182 code for a protein of 393 amino acids. The record is from RefSeq and is a predicted model, not a curated record. NCBI's taxonomy places the organism in Eukaryota, Fungi, Ascomycota, Sordariomycetes, Hypocreales, Nectriaceae. The transcript is spliced from 2 exons.
AUGGGCCAUCUCCAGAAGCGUGAGGUUCCCCAGGAGCACUCCCACGACUUUGUCCUCACCAUCACUCGCGAGUUCCUCAACCUCGAUAACCCCAAGGGCAUCGUCGAUGUUGUCUUCGGCCUCUUGGGCAACGCCGCAGCCGCUGCCGGAGCGGGCGACGUCACAAACCUCGACUGCUUGAAGCAGGAGACUGCCGAUCAGGCCUUCACCAACGCCAAGGGCGCCAAAGAUCUCCGAGGCAUGGCGGGUGCUUUGCUGUUCCAAGCCAUUGAGAGAAACACCGGUGGCGUUGGAGUUGCCAGUGUCCUCUGCACUGAGACGGCCGUGAACCCAGAGAUUGCGGCUUUGACUCAGCAUCAAGACCCUGCGUCAGACAACGCUGGGGCCCUCAACAAGGCUAUUACCCUUGAAUUGGCUAAGCAGCUUGCUGGAAUUGGAGCUGAUACAAACUUGGCUCUCCUCAGUGGAACAUUUGCCGCCGGCGAUCCUAAUGACAACACUGGUAAGGGCAAUUCUUGCGAUGAUGAAGAGCCCAACUUGGGUUGCAUCUAUUCCCAGGGUCUCCUUGUUCUCGACGCUUCAGAGGCUGAGGUCUCCGCCGCUGUUGCCGAUGUCGCCCAGACCUUCACAGGCACUGGUGGAAUUUUCGCAACCGACCUUGUCGACCUGGCAUCGUUUUCUGUUGCCUCUGUGACGGGCAGUGUCGAUCUGGCUACCGUCGUGAAUGGCGCUGCUGGUGCAGGAGGAGCGGCUGGUGCCACCGAUGCUGCAAAGGCAACUUCAGCUGCAGCCGCAGCUACUUCUGCAGCAGAGUGUGUGGCCGUACCUCCUACGACAGCCGCAGCUGGAGCCGCAGCUGGAGCGACAAAUGUCGUCGUCGCAUCUUCCACCUCAGCCGCCGCCGCCGCGCAAACAUCGGCCGCCGCCAGCAGCAAUGGCACAAACAUCCAAGCCUUCACUGGCACUCUCGGUGGCCCAGCUCCCCCGGUCGAGUCCUCCGCUGGCGACCGCCCUUUCUCCGUCAAUGGAAACACCUUCGUCGGCUCCGGCGCCGCCAUCGGACGAUCCUGUGACAUCCAGCACAACGCGUGUGCAAACGCCGCCAACUCCGGCCAACUCGCUGGCGGGGUGGGACAGUGCGACCAACAGGCCACCGCUUGCAGGGCGGCAAAUUCCCUGUAG